CCACCGGAAAUCAACCAUCUCUCUUCGUACGUGGCGUUCUCUCAUUCGUCAAUUCCAUCUCGUCGGGAUUCAGAUCACCACCAAAGCAAAAGAAAAAAACGAGAACACACACAUACACACACACGUACUGUGUGUCACUCUCACCUCUCUCGCUCAUGUGUUUUCUCACUCCCUGAAAAACCCCAAUUUUGUCAUUAUUUUCUUGCUUACACCCUCCAGAUGUCAUCAAUUUCCAAUUCCUCACUGCUUGAUCUUUCCGUUACAUAUAAUUUUGAUUGGUAAUCGUUCUGAUUUUACUGUUGCUUUGGAUUUUUUUUGUAUCUUCUGGAUAAUGCUGUAAGAAAAAAAAAGCAGCAAUGGAGGAGAGUUAUGUGAAUAAUGGUGGUGCUUGUGGGUUUUCUACUUCUGCUCAAUUCCAGAGCUGUGGCGGUGGUGGUGGUGGCGGAGAUAGCAGUGAGGAAGAGUUGUCCGUACUGCCCCGCCAUACUAAAGUGGUGGUCACCGGAAACAACCGUACGAAGUCUGUUCUUGUUGGGCUACAAGGUGUUGUGAAGAAGGCUGUUGGUCUCGGAGGCUGGCAUUGGCUGGUCCUCACAAAUGGAAUAGAGGUGAAACUGCAAAGAAACGCUCUAAGUGUGCUUGAAGCUCCAACUGGUAACGAAGAAGACGAUGAUCUUGAAUUCGAAAAUGGACAUUGGAACAGCUCUGAUCUGGCAUCUGAUGACACCCAAAAGUCGCAUCGAUCAAGAAACCGUCCUCAUAAAUCAUCCGGGUCGUCACAUAAGACCGUUAGCCGGUCUCUAUCUUGUGACUCACACUCCAAAACCUCCUUUACAACUUCCCGUGGGUCCGUGGUUGAUCUUAGCAAACUAGAGAUGGCUGCCUUGCGGAGAUAUUGGCGACACUUUAAGCUUGCGGGUGCGAUCCCGAAUCCGUCGAAGGAGCAACUUGUUGACAUUGUUCAAAGGCAUUUCAUGUCACAGACACUGGAUGAGUUGCAGGUGAUUGUAGGGUUUGCACAGGCAGCAAAGAAGCUGAAGACGGUAUGCAAAUGAUUUAGGUUGCAUUAUCUCUCUAAGUGCAGUAACAAAAAGGGAGAGAUAUUGUUCGACUAACAGAUACUUUUGUGUUGUGGGAGUUAAUGAGAGUUGUAAAAUGGGUUUUAUGGUGUUGCUUUCAUGUUAUGUGUAGAUAUAUGUAGAGUCAGUCUCAAGUCUCAACUCAAAACAAAAGACCUUUGCAUUUUUGGCUUUUCAAUGCAAGGCAAUGCCGUUUGUUUUUGAGCCA
Lactuca sativa (garden lettuce) is the source of this 1287-nucleotide messenger RNA. Lineage: Eukaryota; Viridiplantae; Streptophyta; Magnoliopsida; Asterales; Asteraceae. The record is from RefSeq and is a predicted model, not a curated record.